Zea mays is the source of this 2568-nucleotide messenger RNA. Its product is annotated as Protein SENSITIVE TO PROTON RHIZOTOXICITY 1. The coding region runs from base 787 to 2343 and encodes 518 amino acids. Gene Ontology annotation, biological process: response to acidic pH; response to aluminum ion. The transcript has 3 exons. The record is from RefSeq and is a predicted model, not a curated record. Lineage: Eukaryota; Viridiplantae; Streptophyta; Magnoliopsida; Poales; Poaceae.
ACCGGCGCACCCCUCCUCUCUUUUCUUAUCUGUGCUUCCCGUGCGGCGCUGGAGAACUGACGCUGAUGGCGAGUCUGACCUCAUGGACCCACACCAAACGGGAUAGUAGAAGCAGCUGGAGCACGUCACGGCGCCGCGCUGGGUUGGUGGGGGCGCACCGCAGUCCGCACCGGACCUCGAGAGGGGAGGAGAGGAGAUGGGAGGGGUCAACGAGGUGGGAGCAGACAGGAAGGCUCGGGGCUCCUUCCUCCUAUAAACCCACCGCACCUGCCUUAGAGGCUCCCAUUUUCUCGGCCGGGAGCCGCAAUUCCAUCCUGCUGCUAGGGCAUCUGAUAAAGAUAAACGAUAAAAUAUCUCCUUUUUUUUGGCGGAAUAGCAUCUUGAGGUAUGGGGAAAGGACGAUGCAUGACAGCGUGAGGAUUUGAUAUCUCGUGAUCUGGAAUCUCUGUUCUUUGUGUUGGGUUGAUCUGCUUCCUGUUCUUGAAAUUCAUAGUGGGGACAAACAAGGGAAGUUGUUUACUGAACCUUUAUUUGAUUAUUAGGAGAUUUGGGAUCUUUGAUUUGAUCUCAUUAGGGUCUUUUGAUUGAACUGAACAGUCAUAAUCCUCUCACGACUCAACUCUUUGAUCGACCUUUGGGUUGCGUGUCUUGAAGUUUUCAUCCAUCCUUCUGUUUGCCUCAACUAGAGUUACAUACUCACCCAAUAGAACAAUUCUAUGCCCGGUGAUUGUACCUCCUGAAGUAGAAGAGCAUACUGAAGCAGAACUCGAGUGGUGUUGGAUCGAAAUGGAAGGCGGGAUGUCAAGUUUGGAAGCCGCCAUGAAAGCUUCUUCAUCGAUGGCAAGCAGCAUGGCAAGGAAUGCUGACCCUAACCAACAGACUCUCCGCCCCAAUUUAGUGGAGCAGUUCUAUUUUCCAAGACCUGGUCAAUCUUUGCCAGGCAUUCCUCCAUUUUUUGGGCCUCCCUCUAGUUUGUAUCUUCCUAAUGACAAUGAAGCUAAAUUUGGCAACAACUUUGAAUCAAAUCCUUCACAGAAUACAGAUUGGAACCCACAGGCAAUAGUGAGCAACCUAACCUUCCUUGAGCAGAAGAUCAAGCAGGUAAAGGAUAUUGUGCAGUCCAUGAGUAACCGAGAGAACCAAGUAGCUGGUGGUUCCUGUGAGGUAGCUGCAAAGCAGCAGCUCAUAACCGCUGACCUCACUAGCAUUAUAAUCCAGCUCAUAUCUACUGCGGGUUCGCUGCUCCCUUCAAUGAAGAACCCACUUCUUAGCAGCAAUCCAGCAGUCAGGCAGCUUGGCAACACUCUUGGUUCUCCUACGGGCUUUGGCAUGAAUGCUAAUCAGCGACCAAGCGUAGACAGCAAGACCGAUAUUCCUGACACAGGAAAAACUUCUGAUUAUGAGGAGCUGAUGAAUACCCUUAAUACUAGUCAAGCUGAAAGAGAUGAGCUGAUCAAAUGCCCAAAUCCCUGUGGUGGGGAAGGGUCUGAACUGACUCCGAUGGAGGACCAUGAUGUGAAGGAGAGUGACGAUGGUGGUGAGGGAGAGAAUCUCCCCCCUGGUUCAUAUGUAAUCUUGCAACUGGAAAAGGAGGAGAUUUUAGCACCACAUACUCAUUUCUGCUUGAUCUGUGGUAAGGGUUUCAAAAGAGAUGCUAACCUAAGGAUGCACAUGAGGGGCCAUGGAGAUGAGUACAAGACUCCAGCUGCUCUUGCCAAACCCACAAAAGAUUAUGGUGCAGAUCAUGCACCGGUUACAAGGUACUCAUGCCCAUUUGUGGGUUGCAAACGGAACAAGGAGCACAGGAAGUUCCAGCCUCUCAAAACAAUCUUGUGUGUGAAGAACCAUUACAAGAGAAGCCACUGUGACAAGAGCUACACCUGCAGCCGUUGCAACACCAAGAAGUUCUCUGUCAUCGCGGACUUGAAGACUCAUGAGAAGCACUGUGGUCGUGACAAGUGGCUCUGUUCUUGCGGAACGACCUUCUCCAGGAAGGACAAGCUUUUUGGACAUGUUGCGCUUUUCCAAGGCCACACACCUGCGCUCCCCGUGGAAGACGGGGAUGUACCAGAAGGUUCAGAGCAGCCUCAGGACGGCGAACCAACGAAUGAAAUGGCGAGGAGCAUGGUGUAUAGCUUCCCGUGUAGCUCGUCUGAUGGUUUAUUGAACCUCGACAUGAAAAUGGCUGAUGACGUGCGUGGUUAUCUCUCGCCGCUGAGCUUUGAUAAUUGCUUUGGCGCGUUUGACGACUUCACUCGCCCUGGAUUUGACAUCUCUGAGAACCCCUUCUCCUUCCCGCCUUCAGGAUCUUGCAGUUAUGGGCAGCAGAACGGUGAUAGCUGAUGGAUGCCGCCAUCGAUGAUGACUACACCGCGGCACUGUCAACCUUUAUGUAUGUUGUUGCAUGAUGCUAGUUUGGUUCAUCCUCUGUUCAAGAGCCAUUUUAGGCUAUGCCUUUAACUUUCUUAAGUGUACCUCCGUUUGUGGUCAUUAAUAAUGAUCAAGGACUUCUAGAUAGCCCCAAUUUUCUGCAUACAUAUGCAAGGAUUGCUGGUUCAUUUGGUUGAA